This is a messenger RNA of Lepisosteus oculatus (spotted gar), 4650 nucleotides long. The record is from RefSeq and is a predicted model, not a curated record. NCBI's taxonomy places the organism in Eukaryota, Metazoa, Chordata, Actinopteri, Semionotiformes, Lepisosteidae.
GAGAAUUACAGAAGCGCAUUAAGAAUAGGUUUAACUUUCAAGUUUAAUAGAUUGAAGCAGAUUCAGAAUAGAUUUACCGUUUGAAUCAAAAUGUCAUGAAAAUAAUAGUUAAAACUGGGGAAAAUGUUUGUAAUAGUCGCUGCGGGACUAUUAAUUCUGCACAUCAUCUGAGCUCCGGGUGCACAUCGCGAUCCGGGUUCGCCUGGAAAGACGUGGGGCAUCACGCUCUGCAAGGGCUCCUCGCGCGUGGGGGCGAGGGGAUGUUCCGAGUGGGGGGUGCGCGCGCUGUCAUCACCGGUCACGUCGGUCCCUUCCGACUCGCUCCGCGCGCCAGUCCGGCUUCGCAGCGGCGCGAGGCAGAACACGCUCGCUCGGCGCGCUCAGAGACGCUCGGGGCAGAAUCGAGACAAAAGUUCCCUUCAAGUGUUCAGCCCUCGUGUGCGAAUCCACAAAGAUGAGUAAUCCCGAGCAGCACCUGGCGCAUGUCUAAAGGCGAACCGCCCUCCUGCGCGAGCUGCUCCAGAGCAGGACCGGCCGCUCCCGAGGAGAGCUCGCCGGCGGCCGUGAUCACGAGCACGGGUGGCUCCUGCUCCUGCCAGGUCCCCGCACGGCGCGUCUUCCUUUGGGGGUGAAGCAUCCGGGCUGCGCAGGCGGUUCUUCUGUUUUAUUUGCUCAAUGUGACAGAGUUUCUCCUGCCUUAGAGCGAAGCGGACCGCCCGGGGCGCGGAGUCGCUUGAGGAGCCGCUGGAGCGCGCCCGAGCUCGGACCCGAGCGGGCUGAGCGGGACUUCAGAGCACGACGAUCCCGACACGAGGGGAAGAGGAACCGAGCCGGUACCGCUCUGUGUCAGCGAGGUAAGAGCUCCGGCAGCCACCGCGCGGCUUUUCAGUUCAGGAUUUGAGACAAUUCAGGUUUCUGUAAGGAAGUGUAGAUUCGUGAGCGGGGUCGGGCUGUGCGGAGCUCCGUGCUCUGGAAGAAGCGGGCAGCUCUGUCUGCGGUCGGGGGCGCCGAUCGCCUGCUUGAUCUCCUGGUGCUUCCCUGCGCAGGUCCAGCCCGUGGUGCGGGCGGGUCCGAUGGCGCUUCGCGGCCCCUGAGCCGAUGGGAGCCAUGCUGCCGAACGAGACGUGCGAGAACACCACGAGGAUCCACGCGGACGGGAACCCGGCGGUCAGCACCAUCAUGUUCCUCGCCGGCGUGGGGGGCAACGUCAUGGCUCUGGCCAUCCUGGGCGUCCACAGGAAGGAGCAGCGGAGCAAGUCCUCGGUGUUCUGCAUCCUGGUGACCGGGCUGGCCGCCACGGACCUGCUGGGCACCUGCGUCCUCAGCCCCAUGGUCUUCGUCUCGUACGCCCGCAACGCCUCGCUCCUGGGGCUGGUGGGCAGCCCCCGCCUGUGCGACCUCUUCGCCUUCGCCAUGACCUUCUUCGGCCUGGCCUCCAUGCUCAUCCUGUUCGCCAUGGCGGUGGAGCGCUGCCUGGCCAUCAGCCACCCCUACUUCUACUCCAAGCACGUGGGCCGCGGGCUCGCCAAGGCGCUGCUGCCGGCCGUCUACGCCUUCGCCUGCCUCUUCUGCUCGCUGCCCUUCCUCGGCUACGGCCAGCACAAGCAGUACUGCCCCGGCACCUGGUGCUUCAUCGAGAUGGAAGCCAGGGAGGGGGAGGGCGGCGCGGUGCUGGCCUUCUCCCUGUCCUACGCCGCGCUCAUGGCCUUCCUCGUGCUGGCCGUCUUCCUGUGCAACGGCUCCGUCAUCGUCAGCCUGUGCCGGAUGUACAGGGCCCAGCGCUUCCGCCGGGGCUCGGUGGUCUCCUCCGGCCGCAAGAGGAGGAGCUGGCUGGGCCACGGGGAGGAGGAGGUGGAGCACCUGGUGCUGCUGGCCUGCAUGACCCUGAUAUUCGUCAUCUGCUCGCUGCCCCUCACCAUCUGCGGCUUCGUGAGCGCCAUCUCUCCGGGGGGCAAUGACGAUGACAACCUGUUGGCGUUCCGCUUCUCCGCCACGAAUCCCAUCGUGGACCCCUGGAUCUUCAUCAUCUUCCGGAAGAGCACAUUCCACAAGCUGCGCUCCCUGCUGUGCUGCCGCUUCUCCCAGAGCGCUCUGAAGACCAACAGCUUCCCUGAGCCCAGCCAGGGUCACGGCACCCCCUUUGAGCAGCAGACCUACUGCAGCCUGCCUGUCACCUCUCACUGAGCACGUUCAGGGGGCUGGCGGCCGGGUGCCACCCUGGCGCCCUACCUUCUUCCUCUUCCAGAAAGCACAGCCCCUCACGGCCAGCGCCCAGCCAGGACACUGAAGGUGGCAAUGACUGCUUGACUACAGCAAGGGCUCUAAACUCCCUGAAUGCUGGUCUGCUUUCCGGAUUAGCUGGCAGGAACUCUAUUAAUUAGCACUCAACCAUGUAUUAAAAUUAUUAUCAUUUCAUGGUCUCAAAGUGCAGGAUGGACAUUUCUCAUCACAACAACUGAUGUAAUUUAAUUUAUACUGUGACAGGUUUAAUUUAUAUUGAUAACAGAGGUCUCCUCACAUCUGGACACAUCAACUCUCCACUCCAGCGGAACCACACGCAGGAGGACGGGGUGAGCUCACCACCGACUCCUCCUGCUCCUUCGGCUCUCUUUCUUCUGCUCCCACUGCAGAAGGAAGACCAGACUUUGAGCAGCUUCAGAGAGCUUGAGAACAGGGCCAAGGCCAGUGUUGCACACAUGGAGCCUCGUCACAGGAAGUACAGCCCUCGUGUGCAGCUCAGAUCCCCGACUGGCUCGGACACAGCAGCAGAGGGCAAGGGGGUGCCUGCUGCUGCUGCUGUCCAGAGCCUGUGUGCUGCAAGAAGAGCUGACUCCAGCUGGUCCCUGUGUCAGUAGUCCCUCUGGGAAUUUCAGCAGGCACGUUACAUUUGUUCACAGUCAGAAUCACAACCUAGACUGUCCACAGGCCUUUCGCAUGGAACAAUAGUCCAAUGGACACUGCCGAAUUUUGUAAUUGCCAUGACAAAGGAAAGGAGUUUGAAAGUAAGCACAGCACGAAGGGUCUUGAUUGGGUGACCAUGCAGCUGGGAACAUGUCUUCUGUAGGACCAUAUCCAAACAGUAAAACCAGGCAGACAGCAUUAGACCAGACGUGCAUCAGAAAAGCGUACCACAAAGAGAUCUCAGUAGAGGGGAGGAAAAAAUUUUUUUUUUUGUUUGUGUUUUUAAGAAUACAUAAAUCCCAGAAAGAAAACCCGGAAUGUUUAGCUAUAUUUCUCUCAGAACAAAUGAUAAAUAUAAUUUGUAUAAUUCAUGAAUCCCUCCAUGCUGCAAUACAUGGUUAAGAGAUGCGAUGGAAUGUCAGCAGCAGAUCAGCGCUUCUGGGCCAGUAACCGGACCGCAGCACACUCAGCCCUGCCAGGCUCCGGCCUGCUGGCACUCAUGCUCUCAGCUCUGCCUCAGGGGGAACCAACACAGGGGCAGAACAGGUCAGAAGGGGAGCUGUUUCUCCUCGGGUACGCAGCAUAACCACCACCCUGCAGCCAAGGAUGCUGGAUGGAGGAAAGAAGGAGCUUCCUGAGCUCAGCGAUUCAACUUUGCAGUUCAUGGAGCAGCUGCGGGAACUUCAAGCAAGUGAAGCCAAAAAUCAAACAAACUGGUCAGUGCUUUUGUAAACCUUCAGUGUAAAAAGCGCCCCUGUAUUGUACAGAAUAUUGUGAGCUGCAGUCUUACAACGUCUGUCUAUCUGCAAUAUUAUUCUACCCUGCAGUACAUGUUGUGAUCAAGUGCUGUUGUUUACAUGUGUGUGCAAAGUUGCAUGUAUCAUGAUGCCUGGCUCUCCAUGUUCUCCUACCUGUCUGAGACAAUGCAUGAUGACUGGCAGGUUACAGUGCUGUAGACAGUGAGCACAUUAACCAAGCUCAUGGCAGUGUUGACCUCUGGUAAAGAGGUGCUUGUAAAAGUGUUUGAACUAAACAAAUAAACCUGAGUGAUUGCAGUGCAUUGGAGCCACAUUGUGGGGUAUCUGACUAAUCUGGCCCCCAGAUCGGAGCAAGGGGGAGCACUUGCAUCCUCAGUUCCAGCUGCAUGAGCCAGUGGACGCAGACACAGAAAAGAGCACGAUCCAGCCCAAAGAGGAGGGAGGUCAUUCAGGAUGGAAACUGGCUGCAAGGGAGUGCGAUCAUGGCUUCUAGGUUUUCACAGCACUCAGCCUUGCCACUGCAAAGUCACAAGAAAGUCUUUUUUCCCCAGAAAGGAGGCUAUUUAAUUCAAAAUUCACAUGUUGCUGCAUGCAAGAAAAAAAUGCUCACAUUUCUAAUGUAAGAGUCUGUUAAUUAAGCAGGUGGUUAAGCUGAGUUACAUGCCUAUGAUCUGUUUGGGUUUUUUUUGCCUCUUUGGAAAUUUGGACCACAGAACUUUAUCACAUUCCAAAGAAGCUUACAAAACAUUCCUAAUUCCCGAAAAGUUUCCUCAUGAGAGUUACUAAUGGCUUUUUCUUUCUUCAUGGCAUCAGUUAUUGAAAUUUUUUUUUUUAAAUAACUGUUUCAGAAAAACACAUUAAAGGGAUGAGCUGCACAGCCAGUGUUGCUAUGUGUGAGAAGAGGAUUUAGUACUCAGCGCAUGUGGUGCUUCAUUACACAAAGGGAUGUGGGAGCCUGGAACUGCAACAGGCGACCCAAUUAAAAAUUGUG